AUGGAGUCCCCUAUCAGUCACGCCUCGAGUACGGAGGAUGACUAUCGCGAAAUCUACGAAGCAGCGCUCUACGACCGUCUUCGUGACGGUCUCCGGGCGCAUGCCCAGGAGCGAAAGGCAAAACAUCACCACAAGCUGCUGCCCAUCAACAAUCGAGACCCGGAUCUGACCAGAAUCGCAACGAAUGCAUCCAAAGCAACGAAGGUCAUACCAAGGAGACUCGCCGACAUCGAUCCUCGUCUCGAUCCCGAGAAAGACGCGUUCGACUUCCGAUUCUGGGCUACAACCUUCAUCCAGCUGGUCAAAGAAGACGGGAUCAAGCGGGUCAAUGUCGGUGUUUCCUUCAGGUCUCUCGCUGUGUCUGGAAUGGCAUCCAACCUGGGUUUACAGCCUACUGUCACAACCCCGUGGGUUGCUCUUGCUCGCUUGCCGAUGUUGCGUAGCAAACGCCAGCGGGAACCCAAAGUGAUACUGCACCAACUCGACGGUUCUGUCAAGAGUGGGGAAAUGCUGCUCGUGCUGGGCCGCCCUGGGAGUGGCUGCACAACCUUCCUCAAGUCGAUUGCUGUUCAGUUGAACGGCUUGACUAAGUCGCAGGCCUCCACUGUCAGCUACGACGGCAUCCCUCAAGACGUGUUCAUGCGAAAAUUCAAGGGAAAGGCGGUCUACAACGACGAGAACGAUGAACACUUUCCCCACCUAACAGUGGGACAAACCCUUCACUUCGCUGCAUUUGCACAAACACCACAUGCUCGGAUUAAGGGAGUUGAUCGGUUGACGCAAGCCACUCACAUGGCUGAAGUCAUGAUGCGAAUCUUCGGCCUGUCGCACGUCCGGGACACAAAAGUUGGCAACGAUACAGUCCGUGGUGUUAGCGGUGGGGAGAGAAAGCGCGUGAGCAUUGCAGAGAUGGCUCUGGCGAGGUCAGUUCUAGCUGUGUGGGACAACUCCACCAAAGGUCUGGACUCAACGACCGCUCUCGAGUUUGUGCGGUCGUUGCGUGCUUUGGCCGACGUAGCUGGUGUUACGCAAGCCGUGGCCCUUUACCAGGCCAGUCAACGCAUCUACGAGACGUUCGACAAGGUGCUGGUCCUGUACGAAGGGCGCCAGAUUUACUUCGGGCCCAUUGACUCUGCUCGUUCAUACUUCGAGCGAAUGGGAUGGUUCUGUCCUCCACGUCAGACCACUCCGGACUUCUUGACCUCGAUCACCAACCCGCAGGAAAGACAACCCCAGCUCGAAUUUGCAAACAAAGUUCCUAAAACAGCCAGCGCCUUUGAAGAUUAUUGGCUCAAGUCAGAAGAGUUUCAAGCCUGCAUUGCCGAAAUCAGCAGCGCCGAAAUAGACGCCAAAAACAACGGUCGCCUCCAAGCCUUGCAAGACGCGCACCACGCAGCACAAGCUCACCACACGAGAGCAACUUCUCCUUACUUGCUAUCGAUCUGGAUGCAGGUACGCCUGUGCAUACAGAGAUGCGCUCAACUCCUGUGGAAUGACAGAGCUUCUACUGUUGCUCUGGCAGGAGGACGAGUCAUCCUCGCCUUGAUCAUUGGCAGCGUCUACUUUGGGACCCCCAACACUACUGCGAGCCUUCAGACACGAGGAGCUGUGAUAUUCCUUGCUACUCUGAUGAACGCUCUCAUGGCGGUCACUGAGAUUGGUGCUCUGUUCGGCAAACGAGGAGUUGUACAGAAGCAGAACACCUUCGCCUUCUACCAUCCUUCUGCAGAUGCACUCGCCGCUUUCCUCAUUGAUAUACCCGUCAAGUUCGCCAUCUCGACGCUGUUCAACGUCGUCUACUACUUCUUGUCGGGACUCAGAGCCGACGCAUCAAGCUUCUUCAUUUUCCUCUUGUUCAACUUUGUCUGUACGCUGUUAAUGUCAGCUAUCUUCCGCGGUAUUGGGGCAGCAUCAAAACAGCUUGCGAAAGCAUAUGCGGUUGCCGGUAUCGGAGUCCUGAUGAUGGUCAUUUACACCGGCUUCACGCUACAGACGUCCUACAUGCAUCCUUGGUUUCGCUGGAUCAAUUAUAUCAACCCUAUUGCUUAUAUCUUCGAAGCGUUGCUCGUCAAUGAAGUCCACGGCCGCCGGUUUCCUUGUGCUUCGCAGAGUCUUGUUCCGCCCUAUGCCAGUGGGAACGAGAAUUUUGCCUGCGCUGUCAUUGGCGCGCAACCUGGAGAGCGGACAGUUUCUGGAGAUCUCUGGGUCCAGUCAGGGUAUCAAUACAGCUACAGCCACAUUUGGCGGAACCUGGGGAUCGCAUUGGCGUACAUGGUCUGUUUCCUCGUCAUCCACCUCGUCGCCGUGGAGUUUAUGUCUACCGCAGACGCACAGCCACAGCGGCUUAUCUAUCGGACUCGCAAAGCAGCACAAGCCUCGAAGAAAGACGUUGAGUCGGAUGCACACCAAGAGUUCGCGACUCCUCCGAAUGCAGCAACGAACGAGAAGGAAAACCCCGGUGACGGUCGAACCGGCAGGCAAGCGAGCAAAGACCAUGCCGACAAGAUGACCGAGGCAGCUGGCGUCCUCACUUGGGAAGACGUCACACUAGAUAUAAUGAUCCAGGACAAACCCAGACGUCUCCUGGACAGUGUCACUGGGUGGGUCGACAGCGGUAGGCUUACAUGCCUGAUGGGUGUCUCAGGGGCCGGAAAGACGACGCUCCUUGAUACGCUGGCACAGCGCCAGACCACGACCGGGAAACGUUCCGGCAGUAUUCUAGUGGACGGAAUGCCACUACAACCGUCUUUCCAGCGCAAGACCGGAUAUGUUCAGCAGCAGGAUCUCCACCUUUCAACAAGCACUGUUCGUGAAGCCCUCCGUUUCUCUGCCCUCCUCCGGCAACCUCGGUCAGUAACCGUUGAAGAAAAGUUCGCCUUUGUUGAGCAUGUCAUCGACAUCUUGGGCAUGGAGCUAUUCAGUGACGCGGUCAUCGGUCAAGUAGGCGAAGGACUGAACAUCGAGCAGAGAAAGCUCGUCACCAUUGGGGUGGAGCUUGCGGCAAAACCUUCAAUCCUGUUCCUGGACGAACCCACUUCCGGCCUCGACUCGCAGAGCGCAUGGACAAUUGUCUCGCUGCUGCGAAAGCUGGCAGACAAUGGCCAAGCCGUGCUGGCUACCAUCCAUCAGCCCUCGGCUAUGCUGUUUCAGCAGUUCGACUCCAUCUUGCUCCUGGCGAAAGGUGGACGGACCAGCUAUUUCGGGCCGCUUGGGGCGGAUUGUCGUACAUUGACACAAUACUUCGAGAGGCAUGGCGCUCCGAGCUGUGCUCCAGAGCAAAACCCUGCGGAAUAUAUCCUCAACACCAUCGGAAGUCCGACUUCCCACGACUGGACGCAGAUCUGGCAGUCGAGUCAAGAGUGUGCCGCAACCAAGGAGACGCUCCGGACGAUUGUCGCGAACGCCCAGCUCGCCACGAGAGGCCCCUCCGACCCUGACGGCGAGUUUGCACUUCCUUUCACGGCCCAGCUCCGGCUUGUUCUCCAGCGGUUGUUCCAGAACUACUGGCGCAAUCCCACCUACAUCUACGCCAAGCUCCAGUUUGCAAUGCUCUCCUCCCUCUUCAUCGGCUUCACUUUCUACCUGCAAAACUCGUCGGCAACAGGGAUGCAAAACGUCGUCUUCGCCAUCUACAUGUUGAACGCAACGUUCUCCUCCAUGGUCAAUCAGAUCAUGUCACGGUUCCUUCCGCAACGCGCGCUUUUCGAAGUCCGCGAAGCCCCUUCCAAACUGUACAGCUGGCUCGCGUUCGUGCUGGCCAACAUUCUGGUCGAGAUACCCUACCAGAUCUUCCUGUCUGUGGUCGUCUGGGCGUGCUGGUACUUCCCCAUCUUCGGCAUACACCACGAUUCAGCCACCCGGGCCAUGAUGUGGGCAUUCUGCAUGCAGUUUUUACUCUUUGGAGCGACCUGGGCGCAGAUGCUCAUCUUCGUCAUGCCCAGCACCGAAACCGCCGGCGCGCUCUCCACCAUCCUUUUCACGUUGACGCUCCAGUUCAACGGCGUGCUGCAGCCACCCACGGCACUGCCUGGGUUCUGGAUCUUCAUGUACCGCGUCAGCCCGUUCACAUACCUUAUCGGCGGAUGGGCGGGGACCGGUCUGGCGGACCGACCAGUCGUUUGCGCCAGCAACGAGCUGGCCAUCUUCGAUCCCCCAGCUGACCAGACCUGCGGCGCGUAUCUCUCAGCAUAUCUCGAGGGUGGCGCACCUGGCUCUCUGCUCAACCCCUCUGCCGUGUCCCAAUGCGAGUACUGCCCCUUGCGAAAUGCCAACCAAUUCCUCGCCGGUUCCUGGAUCCAUCCCUCCGACAAGUACCAGAACCUGGGUAUCCUCUUCGCUUACAUUGCUUUCAACAUGUUUGCUGCCGUCGUGCUGUAUUAUGUUUUCCGUGUCAGGCGCUUCUCCAUCAAAAGUCUACGGAAAUCAAGACCGCACAGCGAGGGUAAGGACAAGCAGGCGGCGGGAAAACAUCACAGGAGUAGACUGUUCUAUCCCGGAUUCUACUACCAUUUCACCCUAGCGCUGCUUAGGAACCUUGUUCGGUAG
Messenger RNA from Cladophialophora yegresii CBS 114405, 4545 nucleotides. RefSeq lists its product as uncharacterized. Gene Ontology annotation, molecular function: ATP binding; ABC-type transporter activity; ATP hydrolysis activity. The coding region runs from base 1 to 4545 and encodes 1514 amino acids. Gene Ontology annotation, cellular component: membrane. The transcript is spliced from 2 exons. The record is from RefSeq and is a predicted model, not a curated record. NCBI's taxonomy places the organism in Eukaryota, Fungi, Ascomycota, Eurotiomycetes, Chaetothyriales, Herpotrichiellaceae. Gene Ontology annotation, biological process: transmembrane transport.